UCGCGAUGGGGAACAAUUCAAACAACAAAUGCGUUAGUUUGUUUCUAAUUCUAUUCGUGCAUCAAAUAUCAACCCUCAGUGAUGUUGACGAACAGUGUGUGAACAAAAAAACCAACAAAGUAUUAUUCAACAGUGAAUUGAUGCUUGGACAAUGGUUCAAGGUUGUGUCUUUCACUCCAUCUCUCGAUUUUCGGACCGAGUACUGCAAUAGGAUCAACUUUACUAAGCCAACUCAAGAAGAAAUGGCCAGCUACAAGCAAAAGUAUAACAACCAAUCGGCGCCUUAUAAUAUCGAUGAGAAUCCAGUAAGAGUUAAAGACUCUAGCACUCUAAUUGAUGGUAUGAUAGUUGGAGGUACGAGAGCCAAAUUUUACUUAUUGGAUCCUAAAUCAGUGUUAGGUGAUAUCGAUGGGUAUGUCGCUCAGGUUUACCGACCGAUUAACGAAAAAUUCGUGUUGACUUACGACUGUAGACUGCGGUUAAAUUUCAUAGAUUUGCUGAGCAGAGAAAAGAUACCGAAAGAAGAAGAGCUGAAGGCUGCAAUCGCGAAGGUCAAGAAUUUGAAGAAAAUGGGACGGUAUAGAUUUUGCGCCCCUCCCCUGCCUGUGGAAAAGUUUGAUAUAGAACUAUAGACUUCAUAAUAAUACUUGUAGCAGAUAAACGAACAGAGAAAUCAAGAGUAGCUGUAAUUUUCAGAAAGAACA
Messenger RNA from Ostrinia furnacalis (Asian corn borer), 704 nucleotides. RefSeq lists its product as uncharacterized. The coding region runs from base 6 to 632 and encodes 208 amino acids. The record is from RefSeq and is a predicted model, not a curated record. Lineage: Eukaryota; Metazoa; Arthropoda; Insecta; Lepidoptera; Crambidae. The transcript has a single exon.